Neohortaea acidophila is the source of this 1278-nucleotide messenger RNA. Its product is annotated as nucleosome remodeling complex, CAF-I subunit. Gene Ontology annotation, biological process: regulation of gene expression. The coding region runs from base 1 to 1278 and encodes 425 amino acids. Gene Ontology annotation, molecular function: histone binding. The transcript is spliced from 2 exons. Gene Ontology annotation, cellular component: nucleus; cytoplasm; Rpd3L-Expanded complex. NCBI's taxonomy places the organism in Eukaryota, Fungi, Ascomycota, Dothideomycetes, Mycosphaerellales, Teratosphaeriaceae. The record is from RefSeq and is a predicted model, not a curated record.
AUGUCGAACGCGGACCAGGAGAUCCUGGCAAACAAGAUGAUCAACGAGGAGUACAAGAUAUGGAAGAAGAACGCCGUGUUUCUCUACGACAUCAUGUACAGUCGCGCGUUGGAAUGGCCCACGCUCACCACACAGUGGCUGCCUGAUGUCCAAGAGGUGCCUGGUAAGGCCUUCCGCACCCAUCGUCUACUCCUCGGCACCCACACCUCCGGUGCAUCCACCGAUUAUCUCCAAAUUGCGCACGUGAACCUCCCCAACCCUCCCGCCGCCAGCCUCGCAGACUACAAUCCUGCCACGGAAGAACUGGGCGGUCAUGGCGCAGCCAAAGAGCCCAUCAACUUCAGCAUCGUACAAAAAAUCAUCCACCCCGGCGAAGUGAACAAGGCGCGGUAUCAACCACAGAACCCUAACAUCAUCGCUACAUGGGCAGCGGAUAGGAACGUGUACAUUUGGGAUCGGUCAAAACAUCAGUCCGUUCCAAAGGACACUUCCACUCCUCAGGCGACUCUGAAGGGUCACAAAGGGGAGGGCUUCGCGCUCGAGUGGAACCCCUUCACCGAAGGCCAACUCCUCUCUGGCUCCGAAGAUCAGACGGUCCGCUUGUGGGAUCUUCAGCGCGACUUUGACCUCAACAACAAGACCAUCUCACCUGCGCGCACAUUCACCCACCACUCUGCGACUGUCAACGACGUGCAAUUCCAUCCCGCACAUGGCAAGAACCUCUUCGGUUCGGUAUCAGACGACCUCACCAUGCAGCUCAUGGAUCUCCGUCGGAGCAACAAUUCUCAACCCGCCAUCAUCUUCAAGAAUGCACACCAAGACGCCAUCAAUACUCUUGCCUUCCACCCCACCCUCGACAAACUCUUCGCCACCGGUUCCGCAGACAAAACCAUCGGCGUCUUCGACCUACGCUUCCCCGACCACGGCAAGAUCCACAGUCUCGAGGGCCACAAGGACGUCAUCAGCAGCGUCUCCUGGCACCCAUCCGACUCCUCCAUCCUCGCGUCCAGCUCCGAAGACCGCAGAAUCAUCUUCUGGGAUCUAUCAAAGGCAGGCGCCGAGCAGACGCCGGAAGACGCUGAGGAUGGCCCACCGGAGAUGCUCUUCAUGCACGGCGGACACACGAACCGAGUCAGCGAUUUCACGUGGAACAAGAACGACCCCUGGGUCAUGUGCUCUGCGGGAGAGGAUAACCUGAUCCAAAUUUGGCGGGCUAGUCGACAUCUUGUGGAGCGCGCGCCGGCGAAUGUGACGAGGAGGGAAGUCAGUGAGUCUUAG